CGAGCGAGGAACACCGGCGCGUGCGCGGAGGGGCGGGAAGGAGCGGAGACGAGAACUUGGCGGGACCAAUCAGCAGCGAGGAGCCUGGGCGGCGCCCAAUCACGGCUCGGGCGACAGCCACAGAAGUAGGUUGCGGGCGCGGGAGAGGGGAAGCAAGCAGCGUGUGUGGAGGAUGCCGAACGCUCCGGACCUAGCCGCCUGGUUUGCUGCUUCCCGCGCGCUCCGUACCGCGUGAAGACACAGAGAAGGCUGGUGCCCACCGCCCAUCAGGUUCGCAGCACGAGCUCAGGAGCGCCUCCUGCAGCGGUCGGGGGCCACCUCCUCAGCGGCUGCUGCAGAAAGACAUGACGGUGUCGGCCCACUAGGGGAAUCGGCGGAGGUCGCGGCGCCAUCCCGGGCUCGUUCCUCUUCUCCGGGCGCGCGGCAAGCGACAUGUUCCCGCGGAAGCUGGCGAGCGCGGCGGCGGCGGCGGCGCGCGCGGGGUCGCGGGGCGGGGGCCUGCUCGCCCUCUUGGCCAAUCAGUGCCGCUUCGUGACGGGCCUGCGCGUGCGGCGCGCGCAGCAGAUCGCGCAGCUCUACGGCCGUCUCUACUCGGACAGCGCGCGCCGCGUCCUCCUUGGCCGCCUGUGGCGCCGGCUGCGUGGCCGCGCAGGCCAUGCCUCGGCGGUGAUGGCUGCGCUCGCCGGCGUGUUCGUGUGGGAGGAGGAGCGGAUCCAGGAGGAGGAGCUGCAGAGAUCCAUCGAUGAGAUGAGACGGUUGGAGGAAAUGUCCACUGUGUUCCAGAGCUCUGGAGUUGACCGCCACCCUCCAGAACCAAAUCCACAAACAGAAGGGAGUGAGGACUCUGGGGCCAAAGCGCAGCUCUGGGAAAUGGUGAUGGAGAAGAAGCACUUUAAGCUGUGGCGGCGCCCUAUCACAGGCACCCACCUUUACCAGUACCGCGUCUUUGGAACCUACACAGAUGUGACACCACGGCAGUUCUUCAAUGUUCAGCUGGAUACAGAGUAUAGGAAAAAGUGGGAUGCCUUGGUGAUCAAACUGGAAGUGAUCGAGAGAGACGUGGUCAGUGGUUCCGAGGUUCUUCACUGGGUAACCCAUUUUCCUUAUCCGAUGUACUCACGGGAUUAUGUUUACGUUCGACGGUAUAGUGUGGAUCAGGAAAACAACUUGAUGGUGUUGGUGUCACGCGCUGUGGAGCACCCUAGUGUGCCCGAGUCUCCGGAGUUUGUGAGGGUCAGAUCAUAUGAAUCCCAGAUGGUCAUCCGUCCCCACAAGUCAUUUGAUGAGAACGGCUUUGACUACUUGUUGACAUACAGUGACAAUCCCCAGACUGUGUUUCCUCGAUACUGUGUUAGUUGGAUGGUUUCCAGUGGCAUGCCAGAUUUCCUGGAGAAGCUGCAUAUGGCCACUCUGAAAGCCAAGAACAUGGAGAUCAAAGUAAAGGACUACAUCUCAGCUAAGCCUCUGGAAAUGGGCGGUGAAGCCAAGGCCACCAGCCCGUCUUCCGAGCGGAACAGCGAGGGUAGCUGUGGCCCUGCCCGGAUUGAGUACGCUUAAAGGUCUUUGGGAUAAGAAGGGACAGGCUGCUCCUGGCCCUACCUCGGUCCCUUAUCACUGCCACAGAAUGGGGACGUAUAUUAGAAGGCGUCUGCUGUAACCAGCAGUGCAAGAUAAUUCAAUAACUGGUCCUGAUUUCCUUCAGAGCCCUUGUUGCUCUUUAUCAAAAUGGAGAAGAAGGAGGCAUCUGUGGGGGCAUUGUCAUAUUUUCAGGCCAAGCUUUCUGCAAUUCAGUAUUCUACUGAGCUAAUCUGGAACAAAUCUCACCUCAGGACAGAAGAGGACAACUUGUUUUUGCUUCCCCUGAGUAGUUUCCUCCACCAGCAUUCCAACUCCCACUGUCAAUUCUGCAGCAUUUGGACUUCUCCAGACUGGAAAAUGCAGUGUCCUGUUGAUGGGAGCGCAGUGCAGGUGCUUGGUGACAGCCUUGGUGUUGACGGGAUGUAAGCUAUUGUUGGGCAGUGUAAGUGCCUUGUCCUCACCUUGCUUCUUUCGGUACAUAAAGUUUGUACCAAGGAAUUUCUCUCUGCCGCCCACAUACCACCCCAUUGACCACACAGAGCCCCUGGAUUGGCCCGUUCUCUGUAUUCAUGUACGGUGAUAAUUGGGCUUGGCGCCUCCUUCCUUGACUCAUUGACCCAAGAACACUGGGAACGAAUCCUUUCAGACAGUAGCUUUCUGUAUCAGUGUUUUGUCAGGUCAGUGGAGAUGCUCAAAACAACACAGUUUAGGUUUUUUAAAUCUUUGUGUCAAAAAGUAGGAGUUGGGGAGUUGAAAAGAAUUUCUCCAUAGUCUCACUGUCUGUAAGAUACCAUUUUGAUUCAGGUAUUAUUUUUUACACUUCAGGUUUGAUUGGACGCCAAGGACUUGCUCAUCUCUGAAGGCUGAAGGCAGAGGGUGGGGUGGGCCACUCCCUAGAGCUCUCAGAGCUGUAGACAAGCUGUGUGAAUGAAUAGAUAUACUCUUGCCCCGAACACUAAUAUAUAAUACAAUGGGGAUAUGGUUUGUGUGACCUCUUGUUUUUCUGAAAGUGUUACUUCUCUCUUCAGAGCUAAAAUAAAAUCGAACUAGGCUGUUUGGAUGAAGUCACAAUCAGAUGGUAUCAGUUUGGCCUCGCGGGUUCUGCAGUGGUCAUGCUGCCAUCUGACGGGAGACUAGGGAUCAAGUUUUAAACCUUCCCUCCCCUUUUUACCUAGAAUUUAAAUGACCAGGUUUUCCCUUUUUUCCCUCCUUGGAGCCAAACGGAGACUAACUUAAGCCCCUUGACCUCUUUGCUGCCUGUGAAGUUGUGUGCCAAGGAAACAACCGCCCCAGUGUUUCCUGUCUUGCCUUCCCUGAGUUGUUGGCAGAGCAGAGAUAUGUCAAGCAGUCCCAGCUUGUCACUGAUCAUUUCUCUCUCCUCAUUCCUAGGACUGACAAGCCAGGGAGGAGGCCUUGGGUUAUUGUCAGAACUCGCCUGUGACUGUUGAGGGUGGGUGGGUGUGGGCGAGAAUGUGAGUGUACAGGCGGUCAGGAGCUGUGUGGUGUCCUAUUGGGUUGUUGGGAAAGUCAUGAUGUAUUUUUCUAUGUUUUUCAGUGCAAAAAUGCGUCAUGACUUUCCCGACGACCCAGUAGUUCUGGUUUUGGGGAAUUUGACUCUGCACUUGGGGUCGGUCUAUAUAGUUGCUUAUGUCAUCAUAAUGAUUUCACUCCUCUGUGACAUUUUUAUCAGAUGUGUGCAUAAAUACAUAAAGAUUGGUACAAAAGAG
Hipposideros armiger (great roundleaf bat) is the source of this 3305-nucleotide messenger RNA. It is a transcript of the gene STARD7, whose product is annotated as StAR related lipid transfer domain containing 7. Gene Ontology annotation, molecular function: lipid binding. Bases 433 to 1557 code for a protein of 374 amino acids. NCBI's taxonomy places the organism in Eukaryota, Metazoa, Chordata, Mammalia, Chiroptera, Hipposideridae. The record is from RefSeq and is a predicted model, not a curated record. The transcript is spliced from 8 exons.